UGUACAAGACAACAAUCCCUUUAAUGUAGGGUUAUUGACAUUGUUGUCCUGUUUCCUCAACAGUUUUAUCUCUGAUGGGAAAAUAAAUAGGGAGCCCAGAACAAAACCAAGAGGAGCUCCACAUACAAGUUUUCGACUCAAUUGUUUAGCUUGAAGUUGUUUAUUAAAAUACCUCAUUUCAUGUCUGUCGAGGGAUAUUUUCUGAUCUAGAAAGCUGAAAUUCCUCCUUUAGUCAUAAAUAUUUUAAACAGAGGCGUUCCUGCGCUGAAAACUAAACCCAAAACAGAUGUUUUGGGGUUGUUCAAUGAAAACAAAUUUUCCUUUUUAAAUUCAACUUUAACUGCUGUGCCUCCCAAAGCUGUUGAGUAACAAGCUCCCCAUAUGCAUUUCACAAUUCAGUAUUAACAUCUUUAUGGUUUGAUUUACCUUUUUUUUUUUUUGUUAAAAAAAUCUUUUGUGAGCUUGGUAUUUGUUAAAAAUGGCUUUGUGAGCAAAGCAGGAAAGAGGAAGACUUUGGUGGUGAAGAUGGUUGAAGGGGGUGGAUCCCCAAAGGUGUUGUUUCAAGGAGUUGGAGAUUCCUUUUCUUGGUUUUGCAGAGUUGUGUGAUCAAAAUAAGCCCAGUGCGGGUGUGAGAGAUAUUCUUUUAUUUGAGGUUCUGAUCUAAUUUAGUUGAUUCUUCUUCUGGACUUGUUCAUGUUGUUUGUUGUUUUGGGCAGAGCAAAAAGACUGGGGAGAAAAGAUGAGGAAACCUUUUUUUAGCCACAGGGUCAGAUUUUUCAACACAUUUAUCCAUUGGAUCAUUACUUAUUUUCUGACUUUAACAUUUUUUGUUUAAUUACUUUGCAGAAAUGAGCAUCAGUGUUUCCGCUGCCCAUGUAUGUGAUUAAACUAGAUUUAGUGUCUAUGUAGAAUUGUGAGAUCAGUUUUCCACAUGGUCCAGUUAAGGGUCGUGAGGUUCUUCAUAAAAGUUGAUUAUAGUACAAAGAGGUGACAAAACAUGACCCGAUGCUUUAAAAUAUGCCAAAAUAAAGAGGUUUUAAAUGAUCUGAGUUUUGUGUUUGAGGGGGUCUGUGUGUUUUUCACAAUGAUCUGGAACAAUGCUGGCUCCCCAACUGACUGAUGAUUCCCAGUUUAUUCAAAAAGACAAGAUUUUGUUGUAUUUGGUUAUGAAACAUAGCCCUCUUGACUUUUGCGAAGCCUCCUCUGCACACAUUAGACUCUCAAAGACCCACUCCAUCUUUUGGUCUAUUUUAAAAGCGGAAAAAUUGAGUCGUUUUUGAGGACAUAGUUUCUGCAGAGCGGCAGUAGUUAUUUAGAAAGUCACUUCUGAGUUGUGGGCAGGACUGUUGGCCCAGAGCAAUCCCGCCCCCUUUCCCUUCUAUCUGCAGAGAGCUCACUGUUAACACUGUAAUGUGAGGAUCUUUAUCAAACUAGGUUUUAACGUCUGCUCUUUCUUCACAAUACCGAAAUACUCAGAAAUGCAACUUGAGCCGAAUUUACUUAAUAUAUGUCCUCCAACAUAAGAAAAAUGCUACAAGAACAUGUAAAAAAAAAAUAAUAAUAAUAAUAUGUAGGCCAAUUUAAAAGUUGAGCAGUGUCACAACUCAAGAGAAAUCUCCAGUAAAUCUCCUUCUGGACUCAUGAAGUUUAAGGAUUUGCUCGUUCUAGUUCCGAAUUGCUUGGUAUCUUCAGCUGUUUUCCAAGUCGUGUAGAAGAUGGAGCAUACAUUACAAUGACUUUAAUAAUUCUCUCUUUUCCUUGAUCUUCAGUAGGGACAUGGGGAAUGGCUUCCAUGUCAGAAAAGGGGUGGCGUUGGCCUCCCUGGUUGCAGCCCUUGCUGCCAUAGUAGUCAUCAUAGCCCUCUCUGUGAGGAUCGCGCAGGAGAAGUCAAGGAACGCAGGAACACUUCCAUCUACGGCCGAGCCCACUGCUUUUAUUCCAAAGGAGCCGUGGGAUCACUACAGACUCCCGGACACUAUCACUCCGAUUUCCUACAAUGUGACCUUCUGGCCACGACUGGAACCCGACGAUAAUGAUCUCUACCUGUUCACCGGGAAUUGCACGGUGGUGUUUAAAUGUACGAGGGAGACGGACCUCAUCCUCAUCCAUUCCAUAGAGCUGAACUUCACUCUGCUGGACGGAUUUCAUGCCAGGUUGACGGGCCUGAAUGGACCCGCGCCCAGUCUGAAGAAGACUUGGCUGGAGGAUCGGACUGAGUACUUGGUGGUCCAGCUUGAUGGCCCACUUCAGGUCAACAGCAGUUAUGAACUCUUCACAGAGUUUGCUGGAGAGCUGUCCCUUAUCCAGCAAGGUUUCUACAGGAGUGUAUACACUGAGGACGGAGUGGAAAAGGUGAUUGCAGCAACUCAAAUGCAGCCCACACAUGCCAGAAAAGCCUUCCCGUGCUUCGAUGAGCCGGCCUUGAAAGCUGUCUUCCAUGUGACGCUCAUUCACCCACAAAACACCACGGCUCUAUCCAACUCCAUAACCUCCGGGCAUGUCAACAUCACUGUGGAUGGCCAGGACCUGAUCAGGACCAGCUUUGGACCCACAGUGAUCAUGUCAACCUACUUGCUGGCUUUUGUGGUGUGCGAUUAUGGACAUAUCCGGACAGAACCGGGCCGAAGCGUUUUGAUCAGGGUCUGGGCUAGCAAGACAGCCAUAGAUAAAGGAAAGGGAAAUUAUGCCCUGGAGAAGGCCCCGCCCAUUCUGGCGUUCUAUGAAAAGUACUAUAACAUCUCGUACCCCCUGGAGAAGUCCGACCAGAUUGCCAUACCUGGAUUUGGCCACGGAGCGAUGGAGAACUGGGGCCUGAUCACCUAUACAGAGCCUGCGCUUUUACAAGGCCUCCACGAGUCUUUUUAUGAAGAGAAGGAGGUGGUGGUGGCAAUGGUCUCCCAUGAGUUGGCACAUAUGUGGUUUGGAAACCUGGUGACCUUGAGGUGGUGGAACGACUUGUGGCUUAACGAAGGCUUUGCCUCCUACGUUUCCAACCUGGGGUCAGACCAUGCAGAACCGACGUGGGAGCUGAAUGACUUCAUUGCACCAGAGGAGAUCCUGCAUGUGAUGGAUGAAGAUGCUUCCUGCUUUUCCCACCCCCUCUCUGUCAAAGAGGAGGAAGCCCGGACACCACAUGAAAUUGAAUUCCUGUUUGACAGCAUCACCUACAAAAAGGGUGCUGCUGUCCUUCGAAUGCUGUCACACUUUGUGACUGAGGCGGUGUUGACCAAAGGAUUGCAGACUUACCUAAAAGAGUUCCAGUAUAAAAACACGGUUCCAAAGGAUCUGUGGAAGCACUUACAAAUGGCGGUGGAUGAAGCCGGCAUCUCCCUGCCCCGACCGGUAGAGGAGAUCAUGAACCGAUGGGUCUUACAGAUGGGUUUUCCGCUAAUUACCAUCGACACACGGACCGGAAACGUCACGCAGAAACACUACUUGUCAAGUUUAGAAUGUGUGAUGGACACCCCUUCAGAGUUCAACUACUCGUGGUUCGUCCCCAUCACCUGGAUGAAGAAUGGGAAAGAAGAACCAAAAUAUUGGCUUCUAACAAAGGAAGAUACAAACACAGACAUGGCUCUGGGGUCUUCUGAUUGGUUGGUGGCCAACAUCAAUUUGACAAGUUUCUUUAGAGUCAAUUAUGAUGCUGAAAACUGGGAGCGCAUCAUCAGCAAACUGAACUCUAGACAUCAGGACAUUCCACUGAUCAACCGAGCUCAGAUCAUAGACGACGCCUUUAAUCUGGCAGACUUGGGGAUGGUGAACAUGACUCUGGCUCUGAGAAUCACCUCGUACCUGGAUAAGGAAGUUGAGUACAUGCCAUGGGGCCGAGCUGAUUUCCACUUGAAGAACUUCAUCGACAUCCUUCAUUCAAGAGGGAUUUAUGGACCCCUGCAGGCAUACCUAAGAAACAAGGUCACGCCUUUGUUUCAGCACUUCAGGGAGCUGACCCUUAACUGGACUAAGAGCCCAGCACGUCACUCAGACAUGUACAACCAGAUGACAGUCAUCAAGCUGGCCUGCAAAUUGGAAGUGAAUGACUGCACUCAGCUCACCACGACAUGGUUCAGAGAGUGGAUGAAUAAUUCCACCAACAAAAUCCGCCCCAGUUUGAAGAAGGAAGUUUACUGCAGCGCAGUCGCAGCCGGAGGGGUGGAGGAGUGGGACUUUAUAUGGUCCAUGUACAAGAAAAACAUCACGUCAGAAGUUGGUGAUCUGUUCUAUGCUCUGUCCUGCACCAGACAGCCUUGGCUUAUCAACAGGUAUUUGCAGCACUGUUUGGAUCAAGAUAAAGUCUAUGGCAUCCAUCAUGCACUUAUUUGGAUGUCUCAUAACCCCGUCGGCCAACCUCUGCUUUGGGACUUUGUCAGAGCCAACUGGCGGAGCUUGAUUGAAAAUGACAGGUGCUAUUUUUUAAAAGACAUUCUGAUCUCUGCUGCAACAGACAGUUUAUCCACUGAGUUUCAGUACAAACAGCUGCUGCAGCUCAAAGAGGAACUUAAAGAGCAUCUCUGCUCGGGAGAUGAGACUUUUGAGGAAGCAUUGAAAACUGUGGAGGCCAACAUGAAAUGGAUUGAGAGGUACAAGAAAGAGGUGCACGACUGGCUCAUUAGUGAAACUUCAGAGAAGUAAUCCUACUUUUUAACUUCUGAAAGAAAAAUUGACCAAAUGUUAACUGAUGAUAUGUAAAGUUUUAUUAUUAUUAUUUGUCUUUUUAGAUUUUCUUUGGAAAACUAUGGAAAAAUAAUUUCUGAUAUUCUAUUAUUUGUAUGUACUUUACUGUUGUAAUAUUUGAAAGACAGAUAUCAGUAUGUUUUUGAUCCCUACACACUGAUUUUACUUGUUGAGUUCCUCGAGGUUUAGUGUUUGGACCAGUUUUGUUUACCUUUGACAAAGUUUGGAGCCACUUUUAGAAAACAUUAUUUUAUUUUGAUGAUGUUUAGCUAUUUGUUGAAUCGAAUUAAAUUGAUAUUUCAAGCUCAAUCCACUGUUUAUCUGUUUUCCAGCCUUGAAUGGGAACAUAUCUGACAUUGAAUUCAAAUGAUACAAUAGGUUAGCUUUAGUUCACAGAGGAGGUCAGACAAAGAGAAAAGUCUAAAGCAAACCAUGUGAUGUGUUUUCAAAGCUGUCUUUGCAACAGUCAGAUCUGAAAAACAACAGGCGCACAACAACAUAAA
Oryzias melastigma (Indian medaka) is the source of this 5174-nucleotide messenger RNA. RefSeq names its product aminopeptidase Ey-like. Gene Ontology annotation, cellular component: cytoplasm. Bases 1777 to 4629 code for a protein of 950 amino acids. The transcript is spliced from 20 exons. Lineage: Eukaryota; Metazoa; Chordata; Actinopteri; Beloniformes; Adrianichthyidae. Gene Ontology annotation, biological process: peptide catabolic process; proteolysis; positive regulation of DNA-templated transcription. The record is from RefSeq and is a predicted model, not a curated record. Gene Ontology annotation, molecular function: zinc ion binding; DNA-binding transcription factor activity; peptide binding.